Messenger RNA from Orussus abietinus, 9139 nucleotides. RefSeq names its product neuronal acetylcholine receptor subunit alpha-7. The transcript has 12 exons. Bases 428 to 1840 code for a protein of 470 amino acids. The record is from RefSeq and is a predicted model, not a curated record. Gene Ontology annotation, cellular component: postsynaptic membrane; neuron projection; synapse. NCBI's taxonomy places the organism in Eukaryota, Metazoa, Arthropoda, Insecta, Hymenoptera, Orussidae. Gene Ontology annotation, molecular function: acetylcholine-gated monoatomic cation-selective channel activity; transmembrane signaling receptor activity. Gene Ontology annotation, biological process: chemical synaptic transmission; regulation of membrane potential; monoatomic ion transmembrane transport.
CCGAGCCCCUUCUGUUGAGCUUCGGCCUUACUCUAAUGCAAAUUAUCGACGUUGAUGUCAUACGAACCAACAUCUAAUGUCAGAAGACGGAACGAGAGCGAAAGCCGCCAAAAGACCGAGAGCUUCUAAAAUGUCGUCCUCGAGAGGCGCGGAGUGCUCCACGACGUUUCGAUCCCAUUGAUAAACCGAGGAACGACAACAUCUCCGAGUGGCUUAACUCUUCGGAAAGAGACCGAAGGCCUCUCGCCAGAAGGUCGAUUCUUAAAUCCGGUUACAUCGAGGACUCCUGCGACGGUUUGUUCCAGAGAUUCGCGCGUCCACAAGAUGGCGGCGCCGAGACCGUACGAAGUAUCCGUCCAUCCAGGACGAGAAGAACCAGCUACUGAUCACCAACCUCUGGCUGAAAUUGGAAUGGAACGACGUCAACAUGCGGUGGAACACUUCGGAGUACGGUGGAGUGAGAGAUCUAAGGAUUCCACCUCAUAGACUAUGGAAACCCGACGUUCUCAUGUACAAUAGCGCGGACGAGGGAUUCGACGGCACGUACCCGACGAACGUCGUCGUUAAAAACAACGGAACCUGCUUGUACGUACCUCCCGGAAUAUUCAAGAGUACCUGCAAGAUCGACAUCACCUGGUUCCCCUUUGACGAUCAGCGAUGCGAGAUGAAGUUCGGCUCCUGGACCUACGACGGAUUCCAAUUGAAUCUCCAGCUGCAAGAUGAGGCCGGUGGCGACAUAAGUAGCUUCAUCACUAACGGAGAAUGGGAUCUCCUAGGAGUACCAGGAAAAAGGAACGAGAUUUACUACAACUGCUGUCCGGAGCCGUACAUAGAUAUCACUUUCGUGGUUAUCAUAAGAAGAAGGACCUUGUACUAUUUCUUCAAUUUGAUCGUGCCCUGCGUCUUGAUCGCCAGUAUGGCGGUUUUAGGCUUUACUCUGCCGCCUGAUUCUGGCGAGAAACUUUCCCUCGGGGUAACGAUUCUUCUUUCUCUCACCGUGUUCUUAAACAUGGUUGCCGAGACAAUGCCGGCGACAUCGGAUGCUGUGCCAUUACUAGGAACUUACUUCAACUGCAUCAUGUUCAUGGUCGCCAGUAGCGUGGUCAGCACUAUUCUUAUUUUAAACUACCACCACCGCAAUCCUGACACUCACGAGAUGUCCGAAUGGGUCAGGGUCGUGUUCUUAUAUUGGCUGCCCUGCAUGCUGCGGAUGUCCAGACCAUCCGACAAGGAGGACAAGGAGGGACCGAAAUCCCAGAAGCCAUCUCCUAUAACCGGUACUGGAAAGGCAUACGACUUGGAACUCCACCAGAGGAGUAGCAAGUCGCUGCUGGCCAACGUGUUGGACCUGGAGGACAACGCGUUAGCGUCGCACAACAACCUGUUGAACAACGUCUACAGCACCCCGAGUUCUCACCAUCACGCGAUGGGCCACGGCCACAGCCACAUACACACGACGCCGCAUCAUCACCAUACCCACGCGACGUCGACGCCGCAUCAUCAGCACCCGACCGCGUUGCCGCACUCCUCCUACCCGGGGCAUCAGAUCAGCCACACCCCGCAUCAUCAUCAGCACCCGCAAGACUCGGGGGCCCCGCAAAUCGAAACCAUCCUGCAGAGCGCGUGCUUCUGUGCGCGCUACGAGCUCAUAUUGAUACUGAAGGAGAUCAAGAUAAUCACGGACAAGCUGAAGAGCGACGACAUCCAGACAGGGGUGACAAACGACUGGAAAUUCGCAGCGAUGGUGAUCGACAGGAUGUGCCUAAUCAUUUUUACUCUCUUCACCAUAAUCGCUACCAUCAGCGUUUUAUUCUCGGCGCCGCACAUAAUCGUCACGUGAUUCGGAAGGUCGGGAUCGCUGGCACGUGUCGAUGAAGUCGUUCGGAUGGUCGGAUGUUGGUUGUUACGGGUAGUAGGCCAGCAGGGACACCUCCGUUUUUUACGCUUGCGACGGUACCGAAGGUGUUUAGCGUAACGGGGAGACGCUUCCCGACCGAGGUCCUGCGUUUAAUUAGGAAAGCAAUACGAAGUAGCUCGCCUCGAGGGGCUCGCCCGGAGGGAGAGGAGAGAUAGCGCCACGCGGGCGACGGAGAGAGACGAAGAGAGACCCUCGACGCGUAGACGUAACACGCAGGCCAGCCACCAGCGCUGCCACCGGAGGACGGGCGCAACAGGCGCGACAGGGAGGACGACCGAUGGACGUGGUACGUGCACGCGUAUGUACCCGCGUAUACGUUUACCAACGUACGCGCGCAUGUACGCGUGCACCCGAGUUUAUUACGACGAAUUGAUUUCCUAAGCGAGCCGAUUUGCAAGCCCGCGAGACACUUCUGUGCAAGGAAGCAAAGCGCACACAUUAUACUCUCAACACGAUGAACUGCCAAGGUGAUUCAAAUGCCAGUGAAUUUUAUUAUCCGUAUCACUAGUAAGUAACGACAACUAUCAAGAUUUGUACUACGAUUAAGUGGCGUGCGAUAGCAGAUUCUUCUCGUAGGUUAAGCGAUCCGUUGAGGGGGGAGAGGCGAAUCUAGGCCCCGCGGAAUCGCCGCCUUUCUGGGGUACGCUCAGCCUUUUAGUUUAAGCGAGUGGAUUAUUCCUUUAUUCCUCGGACACGAGUGCCGUAAGUCUUGCACGCGUCUCGGGUCAAGGUCCGCUGAUCGGGUUUAGGUCAUUUGGCUCGUUAUUCGAGAGAUUUGGAUGACGUUCUAGGAGCCGGAACGGUCCGGCGACGAUCCGCGUCCAGGUUGACUGACUUGCCGUUAGGGACGGACACGCCGCGAUUGGGUUUCAAAUACUUUCUAUUUUCUGAAUACUUUCACUGACGAUAGGGAAUUCGUAUAUUUUUAUUUUUUACCGUACCCGAACACCCCCGAGUGGUUCGAUGACAAAGGUCGGGGAAUUUGGGGGCGCGGCCGCAUCAAGGAAUUUUCGGAAUGGAUACUCCUCAUUCGAUAUAAAUAUUAAUCCUAAUAUUAAUAUUCUGAUCGUUGAUUAAGGGUCACUUAAUGAUCGGGCUCUAUGAUUUAUUGGUGGAUAUCUGUUUUUAAUGGGAAAUCGGCGCUCGAGGUAAAAGGCGUCAUAUCGGAAUCUGGAUCGAAUUGCGGUGUCGUUAUGGAAACUGAUGGACAUAUUAUAUAUUAAGUACGUAAGCAGUAUAAAGGCCGUUAGUCGAAAGAAUUUACGUCAAUUUGUCACUUUGAUAAACUUACCGUAUUCGAAUGAAACAUCCUAUACUAUGUACGCUUUAAAAGGGAUUACAAGACGCAUUAGGUUUCAAAAUAUGCUCUUUAAUAUGCAGGAUGCAAAGAGGCGUUUGUUUACUCAUAUAAAAGGCUGGCCUCGUGUCGCCUCCCUUUUUUAUAUAAGAUUUCCAGCAUUAUUAAGCUGCUAUUUAUUACUUUAUCACGUUUAAGAGGCACUUCUUUAUAAAAAAAAAGUAAAGAGAAAAAGUAGACGGAUUAUUUCGGAGAUUCGCCCGAAAGUCUCGAGUCUCUCGUUUAGGACGCUGGACGGCAAUCUAAAACGCGACAACAAAUGAACGAUCGUUACUUAUUCGCCAUCCUGUAAACACGGUUCAAUUAUUCAACUAUUGCUGCUAAGCUAAGAUGACCUACACUUCAUUAACGGACCUUGCGUUCUCAAGGAAGUCUUUUCCACGAGUCAUACUUGGAUGUCGGACAUUCGUUAUUCUCGUAUCGCGAUAACACCGGCUGGUAUUACUUUGAUAUUAUAUUUGAUUGACAAACCGAAGGCAUUGUCACCGAUCGAACGGCCAUCGAUUUGCUGUCCACGCUCCGUUUCGAUAAAAUCGUGGAAGAUAUUUCCUUGUAAGCCGGUUCGAGGUGCACUCUUUGAUCUUUUCCGUGCGCACGCCACUCAUUAGGUAGCCAAGCUGCGUCCAAGGCCAAUUCACGUUAUCAUAAACAAUUUCCCUUCGAUUCACACCAAAGUGGCGCGUCCAAGACGGCUCUUCGCCCAGACGUCGGGUGACCAUCUUCACGGCGCGAAGGAGAGCAUAAUUCUCAAACUUUUAAGGAAGAUGCGUUAACGAUGUCUUGCAUCGCGACCGAUGCAAUAAAACCUAGUUAAACGAAUAAACGGAAGACAUAUAAAUUACCGAAGGGAAAUAAGCGAAAGAAGGCGAAGAAGGAAGUUACUCUCUAUUAAAAUAUCUAAUUAGGAGGAAAUUGAACGAAAUUUAUUUAGCACCUUCGACGGACAAAGAUAUGUCCGAUUGACACAUUAGCAAUAAAUUUAACGAAUAAUUUACACCGCAGGAGUACCAGAAGGGUGUAAACCUAGUUUAUAUGCCUUCUUGGAAUUGCGCGGUAUAAACGAUAGAGCCGGAAUUUGUCAACCUUCGGAUCGUGUCACGCUCGAGGUGCACCUUGUGAAACUUUUUUCAUUUAUUUAAUCAAAUCUAUAUAGACAUGUAUACAAAUAUAUUUACGGCUAUGCGUGUCCUUAUUUUAGGUACUGUACAUAGUGACGCUUGUAUAGUGUGAAAAGUGUCCGCGAGUCGUGCAAUCCAGUAGAGCGCAAAUCGAAUCAUCGAUGGGAGCGGGUUUACGCUGCUUGUCAUUAGGUCUUAUCAUCUCGGGAGAGCGUAUUCGUCUCCAGGACGGUUUCCGAUAUUCUUCGUCCUAUUGCGAUUUACGGUCUGGAAGCGUCCCGAAUCUUUUUACCGGAUGGCUUUCGGAAUCUGCGAAGUGCCGAAGCGCGACGCGCAACUUCGGUGUGAAGCUAUUGUACUUCGGGUCUCGACUAAUCGAGGAAAACGUGUGCGAGGCAUACUUUCGGCGGUGCGUGGCGGAUCGCACGAUUUUAACGUGAACUGGCCUUCGUUUUACUAAAAGCCCACAUCGGAUUAUCCGUCAACGUACAGUUAUCGUGUUAAUCGGGAAAUUCGAGCGGUUUGCGUCGAUCAGCGGUCACGUGGAGUCAGGCUCGUUGCCAUAAAUCGGUUGAAUUUCCCGAUGUUAAUCCACUACGUUCUUCUACGGUUCUUCCGUGUACUGGGAACCACGUGUCGUCAAGGAACAACCCAGCCCAUUAUAUUCGUGUCGACUUCGGAAGAACGCUUGUCGUGAAGAGGAAAUGCACGUUGACUGCACCUUCGGAAAGAUAUCGCGAAGCAACUAUUUCUGGUAUUCGCCAGUCUUAAGGAGAAUUCGCGGUGGUAAAACCCUCGAAGUUAAGCAGAAACGUGUCGAUUGCGUUCGCGUAUGCGUUUCCGUUGGUUUCUUUUCGGUGGAAUGUAACUUGCACGCUGAUUUCGCCUUAAGAUGAAUUUUUCCCGGAUAUUUUGAGAGGUCGGGGAUUGUCCACUGCGUAACUCCCGCGAGGAUUUGUACUUUUACGCGUUGCUCUCUGUCGGACUACCACGCUUCCCUUCUCGACUCCGUGUCUUCAAUAAUUUUCCGUAAAGAUUAACCACAAUUGCUAGCGCUCGCGUUUCUUAAUCCCGCGUAAUUCCGAUAAGUACCUCGUACGUUAAUCGCGGAGCAACGAAUUGCCUUCGCGAACUACGAAAGUGCUGAUCGUAGCGAGGCCCCGUUCCAUUUUAUUUCCCCGCACGUUUAUACAUAGAAAACGUAGAGUUUCUACAUACAUAUAUAUAUAUAUAUAUACAUAUACAUAUACAUAUAUUUGCAUACAGUACCUACGCAGUCGUGCUUCCUGUGUUUGUUAAUUUCGCAAAUGACAUCGAAUGAAUGAUUCGUUUACCCGUUAAAAGCUAGACUUUUGAUUUCGCGGCUCAUUCGGUAUGCUGAGUUGGACAAGCUAUUAUUGAGGCCCAAAUGAUUUAUUUUAUACGGCUCGAAGAGAGAAAGAGAGUAAUCAUUCGGUUCGAAAUGAAGGUCGGUGGAAGGGAAAGCCUUGCUUCCGUUCGAAAAUUACUCUUGUUUACGGAUAGUCACGUAGACGGGCACUAUUGAGGGGAAAAAAAAAAUUGUAUAAGAUUCCAUUGUAAUGUACAUUUGGCCAUUGGCAAUGACGCGACAACCAAUCACGUUAUCUUUUAAAUAAUAUCGAAGUUAUAACUAAUAAAACGUUGUUAAUGAUGUUAAAGGAAUGUUUAAAUGUAGAAUAACGGUAAUUAAUAAUGCCCGGUCGGUAAAGAAUGGCGAUCCCGAGGCUUUAAAGGGACUCCCCGAAAGAGCUCGCGGAAAGGAAAGUUAAGUAGGACAUUGCCUAGUUAGGCUUGUGGUAUUCAAUUUAACGAAUAGUCGAGAGUAGAAUUAAUGUUUGUUGUGCUUCAAGUAGGUGGAGGAAAAGUAAUGAACUUCGAGGAGUCUCUGUCGUUCGAGUGAGAUGUCGAUAUGACUCGUAAUGCACGUUUUACGAAUUCGAGUUCGGGCAAAAAGUAUUCUUCAUUCUACUUUCAACUUCUUUCGGACCUUAAUUCCUCGUCAACAUUUUAUAAGUACGCACCUUUGGAGCUUGUAAUCGAACUCAUGUACUUUUAGUCGGUAUUCUUGGGAAUUAGUGGAAUCAAUUUUUUAAGGGCAACACGCUCACCUUCUCUUGCUCCGUUUUUCGAUUGAUCUCUCUUUCUUCGCGUGAUAAGGAUAAUUGGCCGACUUUAAAUGGCAGAAGGGCCAAAAAAAGGCUUUAAAAGGCGAGCAUUCAUUCGAUCGAGCUCAAUGAAUCGCAUCCACCUACUUGAAGCGAAGUAUCAACUCCGUUUGAGAAAAUCAGCAAAUGCAUCCGAAGAGCGUAAUGCAAUUGUACAUUGACGAAGGCGAAUUACAUAUUAUGGCCUUUCCAUCAUACGUACGCUGGCAGCACAAUAUUCAUAAUAAAGGCAUUCAUGUUCGCCAAUGUACAUUACAAGUUACGUGAGUGAUUACGAGUCACUAAGCCAAGCAUUCUCCGAAUAUUAACGAUUGUGCAAUGGAAAUCACCGAAAAUUAUCCGCCUCCCGACUUGAUAUGUUCGCUGCCGAAAUCGCCGGAAUUGCGCGAUCCGUAAUAUAAGUAAGUGCACCCGAAUACGUUGAUCUUAGCGAUUGCAAUCGGCACAUUUCGUACCGGAGCAAAUAACAUAAAAAGUAGCACUAAUCAGAGUUUUUCGUACAGACGUUGUCACUCCGGGAAUUGGCUCUAACUGAAAACAACGUACUCGAUCGAAGGUUAUUGAUAGGAUUAUAAAUAUUCUAACGAGAUGUACUUGUCUUUCUACGCGGUGUGCGGAUUGUAAUCGGUAACGUCCCUUUGAAUAAGUCCCCUCAUCGACUAAUCAAUUUAUCGGAGGAGGGUGAAUUUACGGAGGAAGGCCGAACCGUGCUCCUUCGGAGAAACCAUUGAAAUGUGCUCAGCACUUUUUGAAUUGCAACUCGAGCACGAUCCAUUUUCGUUACUCAAGUGCGACUUAGCAUGCCGUAGAAAAUUCCACCUUCCCCGCGUACAUUGGGCGACGAGUGUUAAUAAUUAAUACAUAGGUCUGGCCAUCGAUUAAUCACAAAAGGAAACCGUAUCCACUAUGGCAGCGAAUGUAUUAAGAGGAUUUCUUCGCCGUUCUUUCGUGACAUCGUGUGUACACACAGUGCGCUAGCUAUAACAAUCUGUAAACGAAAAGAAAAAACAACAAAAAAACAAAAAGAACCGAUCCAACAGUGCCAGCUGUGUGUCGCGGUGUCCUCUGAUUCAACACCGCGAAAUGCCGCUCAAACUUUGCGUUCUCGAGAUACCACAAGUGAAAUACCGAGAUAAAUCGUUAACGGUACGUUAUUUGGGAAAACACUCGAAACAUGGGUAGUCUAAUUAGGAACACAAAUCAAGUGCCAAAUUUUUAGCUAACUUAAUAUCGCUGAGCCAAAACUAAUAUAUCAGGUGUUGCGAGUUGCGAGGGCGCGGACGCGUCCCGAGUUAGUUGAGUGCGGUGUGUAACGGCUCGUUGAAAUUAGACGAGGAAAUCGGGAACACUCGUCGAGGUCCCGAAGCUUAAGUUCGGCCCGAAGUCCAUCCGACGUCGACGAGAGUCCUCGAAUUCCCGACGAGCUUCGCGUUGGAACACUCUGAACCUAACUCUCACACCAAUGGGUGCAUUAACGAUUAACAAUCGCGCGAUACGUCGAGGCGUCUGGAAGUUAGGGUUAUUUAUACCGAGGUAAUUCUAGGCAAUUGUAAAGUUCUAAUCAUUCCGAUAGGCGAUUUCUGGUACCCUUCGUUCGAGAAACCCGCUCCCACGUUAGUUGACUUGACGCAAUUCAGAAGCUUCGCAAUCUUACAAGGGUCUGGUAGAUAGCGUAUAGAAAACUCGAAGGCAAUAUUUGCGGUCGUCCCUCGAAGUCGCGAGGGGUCGCUUGAGAUUCGCGAAUGGGAUUACGUAGGGAAAGGAAAAUCUUGAGGGGAGAAAUAAGGAAAAGUGAGAAGCGACCCUCGACUUCGCCGCGACGACCGCGAGCGAGGUCCUGGAUGAAUUAAUUCCGAAACUUAAACUGGAUUACUAAACAUAUACCGCUAAACAUAAUCUAUACAUAUUUAAACUAUUGAAUGCUAAAAUCGUACUCGUAUAAACAAAACUCAAUAAUCAAUUACUGAAUAUUAAAGCUAGGCUGUAAUCGAUAACGACGUAGCGUUACUUUGAUAGUCACUUAGGGAUGGUUCGAGGUAGACGAUUAGGAAUUAGGGUCUACUUUACCGAGAUCACUUUCUCUCUAAACUAAACCUAAUAUCUGAAACUUACCUCCGACUUUUAAAGAGCGCUGAGACAAAUUAAAAGAACCGAUCGUAAUGAAUCUAACUCUUCCAUACUUUUACCUUCUGUACUUUGUAAUCGCGUUAACGCAUUCAUCGCCCCUACAGCCUUCCGAGGAAUCGCGUUAACGCGAGUCGUUGUUUCGAGAAUCGAACGAUCGGAUUCGAGGGCGAGAAGAUAGAAGGGCGAAGGUCCGGCGCGCGAUAGGCUGGCGGGACGAUGAAUCGCAUCGACUCACCCAAUCUCACUUGACUUUGAAUUAUGCCUCGAUAAUAGCCUGGUCUAAUAAUAGUAAAUUCAUAUUGAAGAAAAAUAAAAAUUUGUUACAUUUCUAUGCUGGGCUCUUAUUUGAGGCAACGUUGAUUGAUACGUGAAUCCCUGUUAACUGGUGAGCACAUAUUCGCCGCAUUGUAAUUACUAUUAUUAUUACGUUACU